GCCGUGCCCACCCUCAAUGCCCUGGAGAGGGGCUUCUUGAGUGCCAUGGAUUGGCGUCUCUACACUGACCCUCGGGAGAUCUUUGAGGUGCUGAGCUGGUUAGAGAGCUGUGUGGCUGAGCAGCAGGGACGGCGACGGGGCUGGUACACCUACACAGACCUGUGUGUGCUACUGGAGCAGCCGACCUGGCAACUGGUCCUGGGCUCCCUCUGCCAGCAGUUGGCAAAGCUGUCCUGCCUAUUAACUAUGGCAUAUGUGAGCAGUGUGGCCCUAGCUGUGGCAUCGGUGGCUGUAAUACACCAGUCCUUAGGGCUGUCCUGCAGCCCCCCACCUGGCCCCCCGGAUCUUGGAUUGGCCUCCAGGUGCCUCUUGGAACCCUGCGUACCUUCUCCUGUGACACAGUGCCUGCCAUCUCCUGCUAAUGUCUCCAGCUGCCUGGAAGGCGACGCAGGGCUGCGUUCACUUGGGGGCAGCCUUCUGGCUUCACUGACUCCCCCACCAUUGCCUCCCCCAGAUCCUCCUGCCCCUCCAACUCUUCUCCAUAACUGUCCCCUUUGCCUGAAGCUCCAGAAGGACUCCCCAACCUGCCGUGCCUGCCAUCAUCCCAACCAUACGGUACCCGCUGGGCCCCCCAGCCCCUGGUACCACUCCCAUGGCUUGGUCCCACCCUGGUCCUGGAGCCCAGUGCCCCCUCUGCUCCCACAGCCUCAGCAGUGCUCCCUCUUCAGCACCAUGGAGCUGGCCCGCCUCAAGUCUUUCAUUUUCCCAGGCUAAGGCAGCUCUCUGAGGAAUGCAUUAAGAGGACGGAGGAGUCCCUGAGAACCUGGAGGUGCAAUGCUUGAUUUAGAUCCUCUCUACCUCUCUGGGUCCUUGGUUGGUCGCUGUUCUCCUGGGUGAGGGAGCUUAAGGGGUUAUGGGGCAGAAGGACUGAAGGUCACUUGCUCUCCUAGACCUCAGUGUCUGGCUGCUUGGCCAGAGCAGUGAUGGUGCCACGGAAAGCUUCAACUCAGUGACCAGGGGCUUGUCACAGGUGGACAGAGGAGAAGCUCCCGUCUCUUAACCUCCCCUGGGUUCUUCUAGACUUUUGCUUUUGACUUCCCUGGAAUGGAAGGGUAAAGAUAGGAGAGGGAAGAGGGAGGGAGGAAAGGCUGACCAGGGUCUGUGUGAUGUCCCUGAAGCAGGAAAGCCAGGGAUUGACAGGGCCAAGGUGGGAGCUGCUGAGGCAAGGCGGGGUAAGGCGGGAAGCCCCCUCCACUCGCAUCCCUUGGAUGUAGUCUGAAGGAGCCAGGGGCUGCUGGGACCUUCAACCUUGCCCUUUCGUCUUCCAACCUUCUCUUAGUACCCUGCUCCUGGGCUUCCCUCUCUGCCGGUUCCUACCCUGGGUGUUCUUUUCACAGGCCUCCCUGGCUGCCGCUUUGUAUCUGGGUUUUUCAAGCUUUUGUAGAACUGAGAUUUCAAUAAACAGUUUCAGUUGCA
Molecule: messenger RNA, 1476 nt
Organism: Hipposideros armiger (great roundleaf bat)
Lineage: Eukaryota; Metazoa; Chordata; Mammalia; Chiroptera; Hipposideridae
Product: protein CNPPD1-like
Exons: 4
Coding region: 46-774 (242 amino acids)
Source: RefSeq, a predicted model, not a curated record